CGGCCCCGCCGCCAUGGAGCCCGUGGGCUCCUGGGGCCCCGCAGAGGUGGCCGCCUGGCUCCGAGGGCUGGAUGCAGCGGUGCAGGGGUACCCCUUCGAGGCCUGGGAGCUGGCAGGGCCUGACCUGCUGGGGCUGGAUGUGGAGGUCCUGGAGGCACUGGGUGUGUGGCCCCUGGGGCACCAGGAGCUGCUGCUGGAGGCUGUGGAGCAGCUCCGUGAGCUGGAUGCAGGGCUGGCGAGCACCAGCCUGCGGACCCUGACAGAGAGGCUGCAGGAGCUGGCACAGGGCAUCCAGAGCCUGGUGCUGGGAGGGCUGUCGGCAGGGGAUGCCCCCCAGCUGCCCUCCCUCACCCUCCUGGCCCGAGUCAUCGACCUGGUCGGGGCUGCCAAGGGACUCUUCUCCUGGCUCAACAGGUACCUCUUCUCCACCCUCAAUGACUUCUCAGCCAGCCAGGACAUCGUCCUGCUGUGUGCCCAGCUGGCAGAGACGCUGCAGGCGGAUUGUCCCGCAGCUGAGAGGGACAGACAGAUCCUGCAGAUCUGCCAGCACAUCGUGGGCAUCUGCGAGAGCAUCGUGGGCUGCAGCCCCCCGGCACUGCUGGACCGCAGGGCUGUGCUGCAGGAGGUGGGGCUGGCGCUGCCCCCUGGCCCAAGGAGCAGCCCCCCGAGGUCCCCCAGCACCCCAUCGCUGCCCCCAGGCCUGUGGCAGAGCCCCCCAACAUCCCCUGACUCGCCAACGCUGCCCCUCAGCCCAUGGGGGAGCCCCCCAGUGUCCCCUGACACCUCAGUGCCACCCUCUGACCCCCUGACAAUCAUCACCACCCCGCUGGGCUUUGAGAUCACCUCCACCAGCUCCUGCCUGCACUUUGUGUCUGCCACCAGCUCGGAGGUGAGCGAGGGGCUGCCCCUCCCUGUCUGUCACCCCCCCCAAGCCCUGGCUGCCCACGGGGGGCACAUCCUGCCCGGGGACGAGAUCGUGCAGGUCAAUGAGCAGGUCGUGGUGGGUUGGACACGCAUCAACCUGGAGAAGAAGCUGCUGGAGAAGGCAAACGAGGUGACACUGGUGCUGAAGAAGAUCCCCCUUGACCUGCACGGCUCACCCCCCUCUCCCAGACAGCAACUCCCAGGAGCAUUUUCGGAUGCUGCGGAUUCCCCCGGCACCAGGAGUGGCGAAUGCCCAGGCAGCCCCGUGUCCCUGACCUCCAGCGUUGGUGCCGACUUGGACUCAGGGCCGGACUCAGCGCCGGAUCCCGUCACUGACGAGGAGGAGGAAGAGGACGAGCAGGACCUGAGGCUGCCCGGGGCGGCCGUGGAGGAGCUGCCGGGACUGUCCGGACGGGGUGCUGCAGAGGAGGAGGAGUGGGAGAGUGGCACCCCCUUGGACACCCCCUUGGACACCCCACUGGGCACCCCACCGGGCAUCCCAAACUCUCCGGGCAUCUCUGCUGCCACCAGACCCUGCAGCACAGAGCUGAGCCCCACGGCAGCCCCCACCACGGGGGCUGGGGGUGCAGAGCCCUGCCAGCUCCCUGGGGAGGGCAGCCCCCAGAGAGGACGCAGACCAAAAGGAGUGGCGACCAGGCUGAGCCGCCGGCGGGUCUCGUGCCGGGACCUGGGCCGGGUGGACUGCGAUGGGUGGCUCCUCAAGAAGAAGGACCACGUGGGAUUCAUGGCCCAGAAGUGGAAGCGGUGCUGGUUCGUGCUGAAGGGCCACACGCUCUACUGGUACAACCACCCCAACGAUGAGAAGGCUGCAGGACUCAUCAAUGUGGCCACCUAUGACCUGGAGAGCACGAGGGAGCAGAAGAAGAAAUAUGUGUUCCAGCUGUGCCACCAGAAGUACAAGCCCUUUGUCUUUGCUGCCGAAACCUUGGCUGACCUGAGCAUGUGGGUCAGUCGGCUCAUAACAGCCAAAACAAAGUACACACUCGCCCACCAGUCAGUCCCAGACAAGGAGGAAGACUGCUACAGCGAGACAGAGGCUGAGGACCCUGAUGACGAGUCCCCCAGGCACGGAUGUGACUCGCCGAGGAAGAGGCUGCAGAACCCGCCGGACAAAGCCCAGCUCUCCCCGGCCAGCGGCGAUCAGAAGAGCAAGUUCUUGGAGACUGACUGGAAAACACCCACGUUGUCCGUGAAGUCCCAGAGCCGCGUCAGUCGCUGUCCGAGUGUGGCCGACAGUGGGGAUGGGGGCAUUGGGACCUCCUGCUCAGACAGCACAGAAGAUUUUUGCAAUUCCAGUAACGGUUCCUCAUUCCACCCCAUCAAAACCCAGGUGACCAUUCCAACAGCCCACGUUAUGCCUUCCACGCUGGGUGCCUCACCCUCCAAGCUGUGCUCUGGAGGAGACCAGGGCUGUUCCCAGCACGUUUCAAAGUCUGCUGUGCCAGGAUCUGCCUCUGAACACUCAGGGCUCACGAGGAACGGGGAUUUUAACGCUGGGAAGUCGUCUCAGGUGCCACCCAGGGAUCUCCUGCGGCUCUACGGGGCUUCAGGGGAAAAUGGCUUCGAGCAACCCUGGCCUCCUGCUGCUGAUGCCAUGAGAACAGAAGACCCUUGGAAGUUUGACACUCCUGCCAUGGAGCGCACCCUGAACCAGUCUCUCUUUCUGGACAGUUUGUGUGCUGACCCUCAGCACAGGUUCCAGAAGCUCAGUCCAAACCCCGAGGCAGGGAAGGACCGUUUUAAGGUGCUGCCAGAGAGCAAACAAGGGGCAGGGCCCAACGGAGUCUGCGAGCCCCGGGACGGGACGUGGCCGAGCGGGAGCAGAGCGAUGCCAGCGGGACUCCAGGCCAACAAUUUCUUCUCAAAGCCUGUAGUGACUCCUCCAUCCCGAGCAUGGGUGCCAGAAGGAUGCACCCUCCACCCACACAAGGGGGUCUGUGAGCUCAAUGCUUGGAAACAGCAGCUGGACAAAGUGCGACUGCAGGUGGAGCAGAUGCAGUUACAAAAUGGAGGCACCUGCCCCCAUUCCUCGAUGUACUCUCCAUCACUGCCUCCACCUGACCCAGCCCAGUGGAUCAAUAUCCUGAACUCCAAUGAAAACCUACUCAAGGAGAAAGAGCUCCUCAUUGACAGACAGAGGCAGCACAUAUCCCAGUUGGAGCAGAAGGUCCGGGAAAGUGAGCUGCAGGUUCACAGUGCCCUGCUGGGCUGUCCAGCAUCCUAUGGAGAUGUCUACAUGCUUAGGAUGCAGGAGCUGCAGAGGGAGAACACGUUCCUUCGAGCACAGUUCACAGAGAAGACUGAGUCCCUCAGUAAGGAGAACAUUGAACUGGAGAGGAAGCUGGCUGCUGCAGAGGUGGAUGUGAAGCUGGCCCGGGAGUCACUGAAGGAAGCUGUGCAGAAACAUGCAGAGGAGUUAAAGAAACAGGAAGAAAGGGUAAAGGGAAGAGACAAACACAUUAGUAACCUUAAAAAGAAAUGCCAGAAGGAAUCUGAACAGAGCAGAGAGAGACAGCAGAGAAUUGAGACCCUGGAACGAUACCUGGCUGAUCUGCCCACCCUUGAGGAGCACCAGAAACAGAGUCAGAAGCUGAAGGAUUCUGAACUGAAGAGCACUGCUCUGCAGGAAACAGUGCUGGCACUGGAAACAGAGCUUGGAGACAUCCAGGCUGCUCUGAGGGAGCAAGAGAUGCAGCUGGAAACCCAAAAACACAAGGAGAUGGAGCUUCUUUCCACUGUGCGCAGCUUGCAGGAUAAGCUGCAGCAGUGUGUAAAGAAUGCAGAGAGAGGACCCACUGCCCAGGAUGGGGAGAGAAAGAAAAUGGAACAUGACUCUCUGAAGAAAGAAUGCGACUGCCUCAAGAAGAUCGUGGACAAAAAGCAGAAGAAGAUGGAGCAGUUAUCCUUGCAAGUAAAGAACCUGGAAGAACAGGUGGCUCAGGAAGAAGGGACAAGCCAAGCUCUGAAAGAAGAGGCAAUGAGAAGGGAGAAUGCACUGCAGCAGCUCCGGGCUGCUGUGAAAGAGCUCUCUGUGCAGAACCAGGAUCUGAUUGAGAAGAACCUGACGCUCCAGGAGCGGCUGCGCCAGGCCGAGCUGACAGCCCAGCCCCUGCCCACUGACACAGCCCGCCUCACCCAGGAGCUGCAUGGGGAGCUGGCCAUCUGUCUGCAGGAUUUACAGUCUGUCUACAGCAUUGUCACUCAGAGGGCUCAGGGCAAGGACCCCAACCUCUCUCUGCUCCUGGGCAUUCACUCUGUGCAACACCCUGUGAAGGAGAAGGAAGACUUGCUGAGCCCUGAUGGACUUGCAAAGAAAGUGGUGGAGGUAAAACAGCUUCACAAAGAGGUGGAGGAGUUAAGGACUGCGAUAUCUGACAGAUAUGCUCAGGAUAUGGGAGACAACUGCAUCACCCAGUAAAGAGCACUCCCCAAAGUAAGACAGGACAUGAAGACUUGAAACCCUCAGGAGUCUUGAGCUCCUGCAACCCUAAACCUAUUCAGCACUUUACCAUCUCUCUGCUCGGGUACCAGAGAUGUGACUUAUCUGAUCUGUGAGGGAUCAGGGGGUUUGUUGCCAGAAGUGUUCAGCUGCUGACUGGAAUCGUUCAGGGCUUCAGUGUCGGGCUUUGCAGUAGCUUUGAUCUUGUGGAAUGUGUUUUAUGCUGUGUUUGCUGGAGCUGGUGUGGUCUCUGAUGCUGGGAGAUUGAAUUCUGACUUGCCUUCCGGGCAUGUCAAAUGCUGAACGUGCAAAUGUGACAGUUAAAAUCAUCACUAAAAGGAAAUGUAUGCCCUGGUAUUUCUGAUAACUUCCCUGUGCAGGUCCUGUGUGACUUGUGAGAGCAGAGGAUUCUUGGAGUGUUCAGAGGAUACCUGGAUUUUGUAGGCAGGCAGGUGUGCCAGGUAUACUGCUGGUAUUUACACUGAGGUGCUACUGGCUUGGAUUUAUGGAGCAGGACCUGCUUUCCUCAGGUAAAUGCAACCAGAGUCUUUCAGUAACCAGCAUGAGCUGGAAAUUAAAGCAACACUAAAAGACUCUGGAAAUGCUCUCCCUGGGCACUGUUACCCCAGAAGCCUUAAGCCUUUUGUCCCCCCCCAAAAUAGCACUGGGAGCUGGGUGUGAUUGAGACUGUAGAGGAAAUGGAUUGAUGCUGAAGUGCCUUAAUGUGCUGGAGAAACCCUCUGCCCCCAGUGUGCUUCGUGCCUAAUGCAUCUGCUGGCAGGUGAGGAGCUGCUGCUCCUUCUCACAGCCUUUUAGAGCCAUCCCAAACAAUCCUGGGGAGCCCUGAAUGUCUCUGGCCCCUGCCAGAGCUUCCAAGAGCCUCUGUGCCCCUGGGGACACACCUCUGGCUUGGCUCUCUGCUGCUUGACUGAGAGAAAGCCAUACUGGUCCUCAUGUGGGGGGAUGACACAGAGAGCUCUUCCUGCAAGGCAGUGGCCACUCGAGCUUUGUUGUAGCCCUGCUCCUCUGCAAGUAAUGGGAUUUCUACAUAAAUCAGUGAGGGAUAAGUUUCACUGCACCACAACCCCCCUAAACCAUAGUGACAGCUUUACAGUACUGAGCCCUGGCUUGUGACAGUGCUGUGGUGCUGAGGGUGGAACUUUGUUUGUGUUCAGCUUAAGAGCAAGAUACUAAACAGGGAAAAAUCCUCCUGAAACUUGUGCUGUUAGGUUGUUCUUGGUUCACGUUGGGGCUGCGAGCCCUGGGUGUGGCAGAAAUGCUUUUUUGUUAUUCCUUUGUGUUAAAUUUUUAAGACCAAAUCUGUUUUGUUUUUAGUGUUUGGCCACCACGGGUGAUGGUGGCAACGAAAUUGGUUGGUUUGUCCUGAGCUGCUCUCCCUGUAUCUGGUGUGUUACGUGUCUGGCUGUGUCUGUCCCCAGGCUGCUGGUGCCAGGUACUGAGGGAGCACAUUUCCAAGGCUGUUCCUUGAAGCCGUUUGUCCUGUCUGCCGGGAGCUCUGCUGUCUCCUGCAGGUUCUCAGGGUGCUGUUGAGCACCAUCCCCUUUGCUUUGGGGUGCAAGAUCCAGUUCCCAGGUGCUGUGUGAGGACAUGUUUGCCCUCUGCCCCUGCAGAGCUGGUUGUGAGAUGAGACUGUGGCUGAAACCACCUCGGCUGAUGCUUUUGGAGCAUCACCCUUGGCCAUGUGCCUGCAGUUGGGCUGCCCUGGUCGCGUGUUCCCCUCCAUGGGGACGUGUCCCCUCAUCAUCCUCCUGCACAGCUGAGCUCAUUUGGCUAAGAGGGUGAUCCCAAGUGCCCUUUGCUGCUGGUGCACAGGAAAUCUUGGACCCUUCACUACUGAACACCCCAGGCCAGGGGGGGCAGGAUGGUGUUCCCUCCCUGUCCCACCUUCCUGCCCCAUCCCCUUGUCCCGCGUGUGUCCCCCCUCCCCAGUUCCCCACUGCCCGGUCCCGUUGGGCUCAGUGUGUUUGUACCAGCCCGUGUCUUGUUGCUUGUUUGUACCGAAUAUUUUGAUUAUAAAAUAAAGCUGCUCUGACCCACC
This is a messenger RNA of Corapipo altera (White-ruffed manakin), 6443 nucleotides long. It is a transcript of the gene CEP85, whose product is annotated as centrosomal protein 85. The coding region runs from base 14 to 4363 and encodes 1449 amino acids. The record is from RefSeq and is a predicted model, not a curated record. The transcript has 31 exons. Lineage: Eukaryota; Metazoa; Chordata; Aves; Passeriformes; Pipridae. Gene Ontology annotation, cellular component: centrosome. Gene Ontology annotation, molecular function: protein binding.